Morone saxatilis (striped sea-bass) is the source of this 6690-nucleotide messenger RNA. RefSeq names its product T-box transcription factor 21 (gene tbx21). NCBI's taxonomy places the organism in Eukaryota, Metazoa, Chordata, Actinopteri, Moronidae. Gene Ontology annotation, cellular component: nucleus. Gene Ontology annotation, molecular function: RNA polymerase II cis-regulatory region sequence-specific DNA binding; DNA-binding transcription factor activity, RNA polymerase II-specific. Gene Ontology annotation, biological process: lymphocyte migration; positive regulation of DNA-templated transcription; regulation of transcription by RNA polymerase II. The transcript has 6 exons. The coding region runs from base 217 to 2160 and encodes 647 amino acids. The record is from RefSeq and is a predicted model, not a curated record.
GCGACUCCACAAGUCAAAAAGACAAGACAAUCACCCACUCGGGCAAUAAUGAAAAAAAAGUUUAUAUAGAAAUAGUCUAAUGAGACCGUGUGAGGUUUUAAAUUAUAGGCCGUGAGCGACCGAGACGCGUAUUGUAAAGUUUGUGGCAUGUCAGUGCGCUGUGAGUAAUAAGUGAGGGUAACAAUCCAGACUGUGCUGUUUUGUGAUUAUUUUUUUAUGGUACAUGCUCUUACUCAACUGGACGCUGGAGUGGAGCCUUAUGACAUUACGCACAGACCGGGAGCGGGGCUGCAAAUGGGCGGCAUAGGUGGCAACCUCUACCUCAGCAUGUUGAAUGGGACUGAAACGCAAACUUUCGGAAAGAACACCGACAUCAGCAGUCACCUCCACCGCGGCGGCAAGGAUCUAGCCGAGUUUAAAAUGGGGAUUCAGGACGCGAGGUUUUACUACCCCGACUCUGUUCAAAGCGGGCAGGACCCUCUGGCUCUGUCGUACCACUCGGACCAGGCGAUGGGAGGGUACGGAGCGCAGCCCGGCAGGUUUUACGCACAGACCCUCAGCAGUUGCCCGUACGGCGGCGUGCGGUCGCCUCCAAGAAGUGGAGCCGGGCAGGGUUACAUCCCCACGGCGGGAGACGGGUUUCCUACAGGCGGUAAAGACUUGUACUCUCCUACUCCGGAGAAUUACCCGGCGAGCUUUCAGCACGGCUACCAGCGGCCGCCUCUCUACCCUUUACCUGGGCUACAGGUGUGCGGGAAGACUCAGGCUCUGCUCAAUAACUACCCGCUAUGGGCCAAGUUCCACAAGUUCCAAACCGAGAUGAUAAUCACCAAACAGGGGAGGAGGAUGUUCCCCUUCCUGAGCUUCAACAUCAGUGUUCUGGAUCCGUCUGCCCACUAUAACGUCUAUGUGGACGUGGUCCUGGCUGAUCAGCACCACUGGAGGUACCAGGGCGGCAAGUGGGUCCAGUGUGGGAAAGCAGAGGGUAACAUGCCAGGCAACAGGAUGUACAUGCAUCCCGACUCCCCCAACACAGGAGCUCACUGGAUGAGACAGGAAGUGUCUUUCAGCAAACUCAAGCUCACCAACAACAAGGGCAGCACCAAUAACGUGGCACAGAUGAUUGUGCUCCAGUCGCUCCAUAAGUACCAGCCUCGUCUUCACAUCGUGGAGGUUAAAGAGGACGGCACCGAGGAUCCCUUCCUUUUAUCCAAAGCUCAGAUCUUCAUCUUCCCGGAGACUCAGUUCAUCGCUGUCACUGCUUAUCAGAACGCUGAUAUCACUCAGCUGAAAAUAGACCAUAACCCCUUCGCUAAAGGUUUCCGCGACAAUUACGACGCGCUGUACGCUCCUCCCGACUCUGAUCGCCUCACCCCCUCCCCCACAGAGAGCCAGCAGCUGCUGCCAGGGAGCUGCUACCCACAAGGCUACCUCUCAGAGCAGUACAUGAGCCCCCUGCCCCAGAGCCGCUUCUACGGCCGCGAGCCUAUCGGUAUGGGCCAGCAGCACAAGGACCCGUCCUCCAGCCCUGGUCCUCACAGCCGCUGGUACCUGCCCCCUCAGCAGGGUGUGGCCCCCAACCGACUUGACUUCACUUCCUCCUAUGAGGGUGACUUCUCUGGAAAUGGCUUCUACAAGCCCUUCCCGUUGCAGACAUCCGCUCACCAUGCCCUCAGCUACUACCCAGACCAUCCGUUUGCAUCUACUAGCGUGUCUGUAUCAGGAGCCACCUCAGCGGGCUGGACCGCCAGCCGACCCACCCCUCAGUACCUCAGCCACCCGAGUAAGCCUGGCCCCAGUCUGGGCUGGUUUAGACCCAUGUCGUCCUCUUCGUCCUCCUCAUCUUCUUCCACGUCACCUGGCAACCCCAGGCUGCACCCUCCCUCGCUCUUAGAGCCUCUGCAGCCUCCCCUGCUGCAGGACAAGCCCAAAGACACUGUGGAGGUGGUGGGAGACGACCCCUGGCUCGAACCUCCCUCUGUGAAAUCAGCAGCCUCAGCUGACUCAGGCCUAUAUGAGGGCGGCGUGGGGGACAACAAGAAGAGGAGGGUGUCGCCCUACACAUCUAGCACGGAAAACUCCCCACCUCCGCGCAGUGGCGAGGUCUGCGAGAAGGACAGCAACAGUGAUGCAGACUACUAUGGCUAUUACACCCACUGAAGACCUCAUACAUUGCCACAGCAUCUCCCAGCGUCUUCCCACACCGCCCUCAUGGACACAGUCCAGCCAGGUCACGAUAAAGCGCUCAAACAGUCGUUUUUGCUGCAGCCUCAUCUACUGUCACGUCAGUCCACACAGUCCAUAAAGUCUCCUCUCAAAGUGUUAACUGAUUACAGGAGGAACUUUCAAGGUUACUGUCAAAGUUAGUGUUGAACAGAAGUGGAUGUGACUGGGACAGUGCCCUAGAGUCACAUAAACACCAAACAGACAAAGAGACCUGUGACUUAAGCCUUUGAAACAUCUGGAGAUUUGGGGGGUAAAAAAAAUUAUCUGCAUAUCUGCUUGCUGACAGACGCCUGCAGGGAUUGUCUGUUCUUACUGCAUCAAACACUCUCUCUGUCUCUUUGGCUCUGUCUUGUCUCUGUCUGUCUCUUCCUUCUCACCCUCAGCCAUUCACACUUACUCUCACAAUAUGCUCACGUUCAUUUCCCCUGAUGAUUCUGAGCAGAAAUUACAUUUCACACACCGUAUUCUCACCAAUCGGCCCAAUACAUUUAGUGCAGCUCCCACCGGUGGCGGCAGAGGAGCGUUGCAGGCUGUGGAGGCCAGAGUGAAGUAAUGUCAGGAGGUUAAGACGGUUUAGCAAGCACAUGUUCUGGAGUAAUCUAACUAAACCCAGCUAGGACAACCUUUUCUGUUUGUGUGUUUAAGUAAAUCAGCAACCACAGUGGAAAUAGAAAGUCCUUACAGCUGGAGACAACAUAUCUCACUGGCGUUAAGGGAGAUUGAUGGAAUUAACACAGAAAAGCUUUCAGUCAAAUUACUAAGAAUUUUGAUAUGAGAUUACAAUUUACACUUAAACCACGUCAUCAAAUCUUUAUAUGUUUGUAAUGUAGUGUGAUUAGAUCUGCACUACAUGACUAAAAUACAGACUUAACAUGCAGGUUAAUUUGAUAGAAAUUUUAAUGUUUUUGGUCUCUGAUGAUCCACACAUAUUUAUAAAUGAGUCAAACCUCACUAACACUUGUGGGAAAAACAGAAUUGUAUGACUUGAUUAGAGACGCAAUGAUUAGACAAAAUGUUGUUAGUAAAUGUUAGUAAAAUGAAUAUGCAACAUUUGAUGAUCAGCAGAUUAAUCCAUAAUCAAAAUUCUCAACAUUUCCAGCCUAAUCUCAUGGCCCUCUUUAGUGGAUGGAGUUUAGUUGUCAUGGCGAUGAAGUGGUUGUUAUCAGGUCACCUAAAAGUGUGGAACUUGGUCGUAUAUGGGGUGAGAUGCUGUCUUUGUUCAAAGGUGGUUUCUGGUAUCAAAAUGUGAAUGUCCUUGAUCUUUCUCUGACUGCACACUGACUCCUGGUUGAUGACCUUUGACCUCUCCAAUGCAGAAUUAGUGUUGGAAAGAACUAGUUUGUACACACUGAAAGCUGAUUGUCGUAAAGAGGGAAAAGUAAGGUUUAAAUAUAGGAAUAAGGGCACAGGUUUUUAAACAGUUUUUCCUGGAAGACAUUCAUAGUGUUCAUAUGAAAAGUGACAACAACAAAAAAAAGUUGUGACAAGAUUUUAAAAAAAGAAGAGCGCUAGAAAGAGAAGUUCAAAGCCUGGCUCCUUUCUCACCUCCUCACAGCUGGGUAAUCACAGCGUGAGGUGGGUGUGAAUGUCAGGUUGUCGGUUUUCGGAAAGUUGCAGAAUCUGUCAGACGCAACACCCCCCCCCCUUCAUCCACCACUGGAAAUGUGUGGGGGGUUUCCAAAGUUGUUCGACCAUCCGACAUGCAGUUCUGGUAGCCAGAGGUGAGACCAAGUCAUAGUAAGCCUUUGCACUCUGGUCCGAAGUCCUAAAGUUUGAGUUUUAAGUCCUAAACAAGCCAUAAUUUGUUCUGUAACACUCUGUAAUUUUUUUAUUUUUGUCAAGUUUAAAGUCAUCAAAUUUGUGUUUCAAGUCCAAGUCAUGUGACUCGUACAUGAUUAAUAAAUGUGGGGUUAUUCAGUAUCUCACUUUUCUAAUUUUGGGUCUGAAUCAGAUCUGUAAACUGCUAGUUAUGGUCCUAAAAUAUGAUAUAUCAAUGGAAAGGGGCAGGAGCCAGCAGUGCUACCAACUAGUCAGCGUAGUGUACUCUCUAGAAGUGGAUGCAGAGCAAAUGGCAUCACCAAUGUGUGUUAAAAACAUUCAUUUGUCACACCAGUUUGUCACUGGAAAAUGCUGUUUUAGAUAAAGCUUAUCCUCUCCUACGCCGUUGGCUUUCAGGGAAUUUAAAGACGUGAAUAAGUGAUAUAAAUCAUUUGUACACUUUAGCACCAGACGUAAACAAGGUCAGCUGGAAACCACCUGCUUUGAUAGAGUGAAAAAGGCCUCAUUAUAACGAAGGCCCGACAAUCAGUCGAUGUGAAAACGCUCCUGUCACCACACACAAAUAAAGCCUGCGAUCAAUACCAGCAUCGAUAAUGAUGUAACUGGAAAACAAUAUUGGCAGAGGGAAGAGUGACAGCUUAAAACAUGUUGACCACAUUACAGUAUUCAGAUUAGACUACAUUCAAUAAAAGUAAAUUUCCCACUGUGGCUUUAGCUCUGCAACAUCUUAAUCUUGUUUGAUUCAAUUACAGAAAAGACGUGUGAGACUCCCUAAUUCUGCAUCCUUCUUUUGCUGUGGGCGCUGCAGGUUUUCCCAAACACUUCCCGUACACUAGCAGCAGAGCAACUGCGCCGCAGACGUGUACAAAGUGGGUCAUUCAGAACGGCUACACACGCACCUGCAGGUAAAAACAGACGAGGCACUGUCACGAUAAACAGGAAGCACAAAGUGACCAGACAGACACAGAAUUUCCCCCCUAGUCUUCGGGCCUAUCAUGUUGUGACAGUGGUUGACAGAGGCCCGGCUCCCGGCCUAGUGACAGAAAUGAAGAGUGAGGCCGCAGUCGGCGCUGAUCAGAGGUCUGCUCCUCAUUCCUCACCAGGUGUGCUAAUGGCCUCAGACAACCCUGGGGGCGACAGACAAGCUCAGUGCAGUGCAGGGUCACUUAAGUCUUUUCUGAGGGAGAGAUGAAAUUACUUAAAUUUUUUUAUUUUAUUUUAUAAAUUUGCACUCUCAAAGAGGCCAAAAUGAGCUGAUGAAAACAGCACCAGCUCUCUAUACUGUAUAUACUAAUGUAUAUUUACUAUGCUAUGAGUUUUAAGCUAUUAAAGUGCGAAUAACAAGACGUCAUUGAUAUUGUUAGCGUAGCUUAGCAUAAAGACUUGAGGCAGGGGGAAACGGCUAGCCUAGCUCGUGAACAAAUACUCCUGCACAUAAAACUUCAUAAAAGCUAAAAAUGUUUUUACACUUCAGUUUUUGUACAGAUUCAAGAAACAGGAUAUAAUGUGUUAAUUUAUGAGCUUUGAGGUGCUGGUAGGCAGGUUUUGUCACCUCUGGACAGAGCAAGGGCUACGGCCCUGUUUGCCUUAUUAAGGUUUCACAUGUCGACACAAAAUUUAAGCUCUUUUCUGAGCUAAUUGGAUUUUAUAAAAGCGCUGUAUAAAGACUGGGACUUUAACACUGGAGCUACUGGAACUUAAAGACAAUCACAAACAUGAUGCAUAUAGAUCUCUCUUUUUCAGCACUUGACAAAAUGGUCUUAAUGAUGUUGAUGCAAAAGGGACAAACUGUCUAACAGCUCAGUCCUUUACCUGAACAUUUAAAUAACAAAGUGUUAAUGAAGUGUUAAUUUUAUGCAGAAUGGAUAUAUCGUAUGAUUAACUGAUGAAAAAAUAUGUAUGUUGCUCGUGUAACAUUUCCAAAAGAUGUAUUAUUUAAUGUUCAUUUUGUCAUCUAUCUGAGGAAAAAAGGGUUAUGAUUCUUAAUGUACCUUAAUGAAGGUGUACAAUGGACAAUUCUGGUUUCAAGUGCAAUUACUAGAUGGUAAAUUAGUUUAGAAUUAAUGAUGGCAUUGCAAAAACAAUGAGGGCGAAGUUUUAUGUGGCCUGUGGACGAUGUCAGUUAUUUAUUUUAUGUGCUGUGGUUUGUUAUGUGGUCCGCUCAGUGAUCCUGCGCCUGCAUUGGGCAAAGAUCUCACAUUAAACAGCAACAGAAAAAUGCUUUCAGACACCUCAGGAACGACCCCUGCUGGAUAUCUCAGCCAUUGCAAUCAGCCAAUCCCUGAUGUUAAACCUCUAAUACCUCCAUUUCCCAUGAGUCUGUGUUUCCCUUGAACGCACAUUUACCCUUGCUAAGAGAAUAAGAGUGUUGGGAGAACUGUUAUUUCCAGAGAUUUCACUGUAUGAUAUAGAAAUAGAGGAGUGAAGAAGGGAGUAUGACCAGACAAGGUCAAGCAACAAGCAUGUUAUUUUUUGCGUGUGAUCCAUGUGCACUGUUUAUGUCGAGGGAGCGGCAACAGCUCCUUUGACUCUUUCAUUAAGAGCUUAUAAAUUGCAAUUCAUAAACAAACAAGAGAUGAAGAUGUCUGAAGGGGGAAAACUGUUAUUUAUUAAAGGUGGCAUAAUUGUGUAUUGUACUGUUGUUUUUUUAUUCAUGAAAUUAAAGCUUACAAAUGAUUAAAUCUG